Molecule: messenger RNA, 1277 nt
Organism: Panicum hallii
Lineage: Eukaryota; Viridiplantae; Streptophyta; Magnoliopsida; Poales; Poaceae
Product: chaperone protein DnaJ-like
Exons: 6
Coding region: 226-1041 (271 amino acids)
Source: RefSeq, a predicted model, not a curated record
CGGCGUCGGGUCCCCGGUUCUGGAGCCUUCGCGCGUCGCCUGGAACCGCAGGCCGGCCCGGCAACUUGCGCGCGCGUUCCCCCCGCUUGUUUGCUUCUGGCCGUGGCCGGGCCCCCCUCACCUCCCGCACGCCACUCGCCCGCAACCCCCACUCGCCGGCCGCCUCCCGAACAGAGCAGCAGCAGCAGCCUCCGCGCGCGCGCGCGCCGGCGCCGACCGACCGACAUGGCAGCCGGGAGCGGGGGCGGCAGCCUGCCGGAGGACGCGCCCGGCGCCGACCUCUACGCCGUCCUCGGGCUCAGCAGGGAGUGCACCGACGCCGAGCUCAGGGGCGCCUACCGGAGGCUCGCCAUGAUAUGGCACCCGGACCGGUGCUCGGCGUCCGGCAGCUCGGCGCGCGUCGAAGAGGCCAAGGAGCGGUUCCAGGAGAUCCAGGGCGCCUACUCCGUGCUCUCCGACUCCAACAAGCGCUUCCUCUACGACGUCGGCGUCUACAACAGCGAGGACGACGAGGCCGACCUGUCGGGGAUGGGCGACUUCCUCGGAGAGAUGGCCGACAUGAUGAGCCAGGCCACGCCAACGGAGACCUUCGAGGAGCUGCAGCAGCUGUUCGUGGACAUGUUCCAGGACGACCUGGAUCCGGGGCUCUUCGGCGGCCUUCCUCCAAGCCGCAGGGGCCACUCCCAGAGCCCGCCCAGCACCUCCUCGCCGCCGCCAUUGCGGCCUCCCGGUAGAAGCAACGCGCGAGCACCGCCGGCACGUAACGGCGGCGUCGACAGGCGGGGCGGCUCGCCGGCGAAGCGGCCGAGGCCCGGCCGAGGCGGCCUGGAACCGGACCUGGGCCUGUCCGGGUUCUGCUUCAUGGUGAGCGAGACGAGGCCGAUGCAGGCGCCGUGGACGACGUGCGAGGUGGGCGGCGGCGGCGGCGACAGGAGGAGCGGCCGGAAGCAGAGGCUGUCGACGAGCCGCGACGUCGCCGGCGACGGGAUGCCGCGGUCUUUCCGGCAGAGCCAGGGCGGCGGUACAGCGCUGUGGCAAUGAAUUCCCCCCAGCCCCAAUUAGAGCUCUGAUUCUUUCUUCGAUUUCCUUUUUCUUUUCGAAAAGCUUCGAUUUGCUUGUUCCACUCGCGUCAGUCGUUGUAGCUCCGAUAGAACAACACCGGAGAGAGAAAAAAUGGCUGGCCGCGCUGUCCAAUCUGUUCCGAGCCAGCCAUUGCUGUUAAUCCUCUGCGUCAUCGUUUCGAUUCGGCUUGUGGCUGACAAAAAUGUUGACACCCA